Molecule: messenger RNA, 2821 nt
Organism: Ananas comosus (pineapple)
Lineage: Eukaryota; Viridiplantae; Streptophyta; Magnoliopsida; Poales; Bromeliaceae
Product: DNA replication licensing factor MCM3
Exons: 16
Coding region: 114-2423 (769 amino acids)
Biological process (GO): DNA strand elongation involved in DNA replication; double-strand break repair via break-induced replication; DNA replication
Cellular component (GO): MCM complex; nucleus
Molecular function (GO): ATP binding; ATP hydrolysis activity; single-stranded DNA helicase activity
Source: RefSeq, a predicted model, not a curated record
CCUAACUCCUCAAUCGCACGCCCACCCCCGCGUCAUUUUGGUUUCACCCCCCACCUCCUCUCUCUCUCUCUCUCUCUCUCUCUCUCUCUCUCUCUUUGUGUGCGCCAUUAGAGAUGGAGAUCAACGAAGAGGCCAUGGCCGCUCACAAGCGGGCAUUUUUGGAUUUCCUGGAUCAAGAUGUGGGCAAGGGUUUCUACAUGAAAUCCCUGAGGGACAUGAUCCAGAACAAGCGCCACCGCCUCAUCAUCGGGAUCGACGACCUCCGCAACUACAGCCUCGAUCUCGCCCGAAGGUUGAUUCGUAAUCCUGCGGAGUACAUGCAACCGAUCUCUGAUGCUUUGACCGAGGUCACACGGAAUUUGGAUCCAAAGUACCUCAAGGAAGGGGAGCGUGUCCUCGUGGGAUUUAGUGGUCCUUUUGGGUUCCACAAGGUCACUCCGAGGGAUCUCAUGUCGAGCUUCAUCGGCUCCAUGGUCUGCGUUGAAGGAAUCGUCACUAAGUGCUCUCUUGUAAGGCCAAAGGUUGUCAAAAGCGUUCACUAUUGCCCUACAACAGAGCAAUUCACAUCUCGCGAGUAUAGAGAUAUCACGUCUUUGGUGGGCUUGCCAACAGGCUCUGUGUAUCCAACAAGGGAUGACAAUGGGAACUUGUUGGUGACUGAAUACGGAUUAUGUAAAUACAAGGACCACCAGACGCUAUCGAUGCAAGAAGUGCCCGAAAAUUCUUUACCUGGCCAGCUUCCAAGAACAGUGGAUGUUAUCAUAGAAGAUGAUCUGGUGGAUUCUUGUAAGCCUGGAGACCGUCUAUCAAUAGUCGGGAUUUAUAAGGCUUUUCCUGGAAAAACCAAGGGCAGUGUGAAUGGCGUAUUCAGGACUGUUCUUAUAGCGAAUAAUGUCUCUCUUCUAAACAAGGAGGCGAAUGCACCUAUUUAUUCUUUGGAAGACCUAAAGAGAAUGAAAGAAAUAGCCAAGAGAAACGAUACAUUUGAUUUACUAGGAAAUUCACUUGCCCCUUCCAUAUACGGCCAACUGUGGAUUAAAAAGGCGGUGAUACUAUUAAUGCUUGGUGGUGUCGAAAAGAAUCUGAAGAAUGGAACUCACUUAAGAGGUGAUAUAAACAUGAUGAUGGUUGGCGAUCCUUCAGUCGCCAAAUCCCAGCUCUUAAGAGCAGUCAUGAACAUUGCCCCAUUGGCUAUCUCAACCACCGGGCGAGGUUCCUCUGGUGUUGGAUUAACAGCUGCUGUUACUUCCGACCAAGAGACUGGUGAAAGAAGGCUUGAAGCUGGUGCGAUGGUGCUUGCUGAUCGAGGUGUUGUUUGUAUUGAUGAAUUUGAUAAGAUGAAUGAUCUAGAUCGCGUCGCCAUACAUGAAGUCAUGGAGCAGCAGACUGUAACUAUUGCGAAGGCUGGAAUUCAUGCAUCACUCAAUGCUAGAUGCAGUGUGAUUGCUGCUGCAAACCCUAUUUAUGGAACUUACGAUCGCUCACUGACGCCAACAAAGAACAUUGGACUUCCAGAUUCGUUACUCUCCCGUUUUGAUCUGCUUUUCAUUGUUCUUGAUCAAAUGGACCCUGAAAUUGACCGGCAAAUUUCAGAGCAUGUCUCUCGUAUGCAUAGAUAUUGUGCAGAUGAUAGGGGAAUUGGGUCCCUUGAUAAAACUUCAAGAUAUACGGAAGAAGAUGACGGUGAUGCCAAUGCACCCAUUUUUGUGAAAUAUGAUAGGGUGCUUCAUGGGCAGAAAAGGAAAAGGGGUAAGAAGGAUAAACAUGAGAUGCUUACCAUCAAAUUCUUGAAGAAGUACAUCCAUUAUGCCAAGAAUAGGAUUCAACCGAAGCUCACGGAUGAGGCAUCUGAUCAUAUUGCAACUUCAUAUGCCGAACUUAGGGAUGCUGGUGCCACUGCAAGGUCUGGAGGAGGCACCCUACCAAUUACAGCAAGAACCUUAGAGACCAUCAUUCGCCUCUCCACUGCUCACGCCAAAAUGAAGUUGAGAAAUGAGGUUCUGAUGACUGAUGUAGAAGCUGCUCUGCAAGUUCUAAAUUUUGCUAUAUACCACAAAGAGCUGACUGAGAUGGAAGAGCGUGAGCAAAGAGAGUUGGAGCUGAAGCAGAAAGCAGAUCAUGAUGCUCAUGAGAGUGGUGGAAAUGCUGGUGGAAGCGCGGGAGGCGACCCAAUGGAGGUGGAUGUGGACCAUGUUUCAGAUCAUGAGGAUUUAUCUGCAGAGAGAAUUGAAACUUUCGAGUCCAUAUUGGGUCAGCAUGUUUUGGCUAACCACUUGGAUCAAAUAUCAAUUUCUGAGAUAGAGCAAUUGGUUAACAGAGAAGCUGCAGCACCUUAUACAAGACGCCAAGUUCAGUCCAUCUUGGAGAGAAUGCAGGAUUCUAAUAGAAUAAUGAUAAGGGACGGAAUAGUCCGAAUCAUCUAAUCAGCUAUGAGAAUCAGCAUUUCUGGAGGUUGAACUGGGCUCCCUUAGAAUUUCUCCUUAUGUUAAAGAUUGCAAGUUCUCUAUUAUUACCGCCCACCUCUCAAUGGCAGAUCCAGCGAACUAUCAAUGAUCCCUGUAUGGAGCUCCAUCUUACACUGGAACUUGCUUCACAGGGUUGUGGUGGGAAGAUGUAAUGCAGAUGAUGCUAUUGUUUCCGGCAUAAAGCUACUCAGAAGAGCAUAGCAAAUGUGUUAUUUUAAGCCAUUUGUUUCACAGACCAAAAGCACUGAAACUUCUGCUGUAAUGUAUUUUAAAGUUCUGUGUGUUUUUUAUCUAAUGCUAUAACAAUUGUCAGUUUGAGGGGUAAGUCAGCUAUAAUUUAUUCUGUCAAGCAGCAA